Ciona intestinalis (vase tunicate) is the source of this 5532-nucleotide messenger RNA. The record is from RefSeq and is a predicted model, not a curated record. NCBI's taxonomy places the organism in Eukaryota, Metazoa, Chordata, Ascidiacea, Phlebobranchia, Cionidae.
AUCGGGCCGUGAUAUUAGUGCCAGAAGUUGCAAUGUUCAGGGUCGUUGUGUUGUGACAGUUGAUAAGGACUUUGAAGAUUUAUCUGGAUAUCAGUUGGCACCCUGCGGCGACCAGGCGAAGAUACAAAGAGAUAACGUCAGUUUGAAAGAAUUUACAGUCUGCAAACAAACUGAAGCCGACCUCGGCUCGCUGCUACGUGCAAAUGGCACAAAGACAAAGCAGAGCUUAGGCAAGAUUACAACGUUCUGGAAAAGCUCAAGCACUGACAACAAACUUAGUAUGUUAGAGCCUCAGAAGAGAAACGCAGGCGCACUGGGCGGACGCGGGCUUAAAGCAGGGAGAACUCGGGUUACGGUAACCGAAGGCGAAUUCGCGGACGUUUUAGCUUCGAAUUGUACAGGACUGACAGAGCUGGAGAAAUUGCGGAAUUUUUCGGCUUCAAAUGAAGACCUGGAUUUUUCGUGCGACGACGAUGAUGAAUUGUCCUCAUUAACGUCAUCGUCCUCCCUUUCAUCGGAGGUCUUGGAGGCGUGGCUGUGUGAAGAGGACUCGCUUUCUCUCAAAGUGGUAGAAGACGAGACUUGUGGAGUAAACUCAAUUAGUGUUGUCCGAAAAAGUGACAAAAAAUUAAGAGCUCCAGAAACUAAAAUUAAAAGAGUUUCGGAAACUAAAAUCAAAAUGGAGAUGGAUUGCGACAGAGAUAUUUCUAACGAGAAUAUAGCUCGGGAAAAGCAGGAGCUUCACGGUAACGGCGACAGUAAAGCAAUAGAAGAAACCGAUCUUACAUGGGCAGCUCAGAAAUCAGUUUUCUGGACCCUGAAACAUGAAAUUUUAAAUUCGACUGCAAAGUUUUUAAAAAUUAUGACACCUUUGCGGAAGUUCCAGUUUUUCACGAACCAGCAACUCGAAGAACUUGGGAAAACGGGCAACAAUAACCCGGAAAUGUUGUUCAGCGCCAUUGGGGAGCGUAUCGACUCAGACCGAAAUGCGAUGGCCGUUUUUCUUCUCGGGCUUCGAAACCUUAACCCCCAACUUGUGGAGCAAAUUCACCAGCGCGUAUUUUCCAGUGUUGCCAACGCAAAGGUGAAGCCUCUUAGUGUUUCCGGAUUAAAACGUCCAAAUUCUUUAAACACUGAACUUGAAGCUCCCAGCACCUAUAAUAACCACAAUCCCCAAAAGCUCCAGCCUUCCAGUGUUUCCAGCUCGAAAGUAGAUUCACUACCUGGCAACACGAAAAAUCACUUCAAUGCGAACCUAACUGUAUCUGAAUCCAAUGACACGGGACACGAAACGAAAACUACAAGCCAGAACCAAAGACCACGUGAUUUCUCUCGUUUUGGCAACAUACCUACGUCAUCACCGUACUCUCGUCGCCCAUUCACAAUAAACUCCGCCCUUAACCAUGAUCACGUGAUGGACAUCAAACGAAACUACAUUGUCCCGCGGUCGAGCCCCUACUUUUCAAAAGCUUCAAGGCAGACCCAAAAUUACAACCAAUUCCGCGUGGCCGACCCAUUUUCGUCCACCAAGUACAGCCGCAGUGUGGCGCCGAAGAGCACAGAUUGGAAAAGUUUUCCAAAAAAAAGUAUUGAAAAGGAAAAGGUCAAACCUCCGAAAAAAGUCGGAAAAGCGAAGGAUGACACGAUAGAACGCCCUAAGUCGAAUAUUUCGUCGCUUCGUCGUACCGCCUCUUGCCGUACAGUGCAUGAUGACGUAACGAAUAACGACGCCGAUGACGUCACAGUUCCUGAACCCGAAAUAGAUGACGUCAUGAAAAUGAAUGAAAACACUUCGUGCGCUCUCUCGCCCUCUUCCGACGAUAAAGACGUUGUACAUACACUUGCUCAAAAGUUUCAAGACCACUUUACCGAUGCUGACGCAUCAUGUGACGUUACGGGCUGUGAUGACGUCACUCAGUCAUUUAAAGACACAAAUGUGAAUCCUUUCGUUAACGAACUGAUUUGUGCUUGCAUUAUAAGCACUAGGUCAGCGUGGCUAAUCCGAAAAUGUCCGAACAUUCCGGAACGGCUGGUGAUGUUUUCGGAUUCUCUGGUCGGUUUGAACAGUAGCGAUUGUAAUGACGUCAUAAACAAUUGCCCAUUGACGUCACAAUGGUUGAAGACAAUUUGCAAGAAAAAAAUGCCAGAUGAAAAUGAACUGCAACUAAACAAGAAAUCAGAGGACAUUUCAAACAGUAAGAAGACAGAUCUGAAUAACAAUGCUGGAACUGCGGCAACGAAAGCUUCUUUAUCUGACAGUGCUAUGGAAAUGAAAGCAACUUCGCUAAAUUAUGACACCAUAAACUGUGUGAAAAAAACAAACACGGAAGAACGUUUGAAUACUUCAGUGACGGCUUUGACAGACCGGACAAGCCACAUAACAAACCAAGACAGUAAAUGUAUUCAAACCGCUGGUAAUUAUGACGUGCCCGGCCCAUCAAAUGGCCAUAUUGACGUGGUGCAAUGCGCACUUGAAGGUAACGACGCCGCUUCUGUACAUGACAGUCUCUCAAGUUAUGACGCCAUUUUGGUUGCCCCAGGCGACGAGCAAAAGAAAAAAGAAUUCGAAAACGAGAACGCUGAAGAAAUCUCUGCAAGAUUCAAUGCAGAUAUUCAAAACAACGCAGCAGAUACUGUACUAGAGGCCAAAGCAGACGACCCGAUGGUAAAGAGAUCGCUGUCUCAGUUACUGAUCAAGAAGACAGAUAACAACAGAUCAAAAUUGGAAGAUAUUAAAUUAAAUACUUAUAAAUCGAAGUCCCCGUCAAAUAAACCAACAAGGAAGGGCUCUUUUGUCAGUCACGUUUUGUUCCCGAUUUCUACAAGAAAAAACUCAAAGCUUAGAAAUUCUAAAGCCGAAAAGAGCACCGAGUGUAAAGCAGAGGCUAAAACAGACACGAAAGUAGUCAAAACUACUCCAAAGCCAGAGGAAAAUGUUUCAGAGAACUUGACAGCUUUGGGGGUAGAAGAUUCGGCGAAAACUGAAGAGGAAGAAUUGGUUAAAAAUGUAGUUCCAAAAGAAGAUCAACUUGAAGCUGCAACAGAAGAAGAGGACGAAUGCUUUGAAAAUCCUAGCUCAAGUGAAAGUGAGACCGUGAGCGAUGAAGUUAAAGAUAAUUCUAAAGAUUCUGAUCAACUGCAUAAAGGUAUUGCAGAGAUUGGGAACUGUACAAACAGUCAACCGAGCUUGGUUAAAGCGCCAUUAGUCGCAAUACUGUCGAACGGCGGCGGUGCUGUGAACUCAAGCAACAAAAAGAAAGGAGCACGAGUAUCUUUUAGCGAAUUGCCCCCGUUAGAGAUAGAGGUAGGCCGGGCAAAUUUAGAAACCGAGCCGUUAUCAACUUCUUUAAAAGUUCAACCUUUACCAGCUGGUAGUACCGACACAUCUGAAGCAGCAGUUUCGUGUCAAAAACGACCUGUUACCCCGCUUCCCGCGUCGCUCAGUGACAGCCCGUGGUUUGUGCCCUCUGCUGGUCAAAAUCCGGUGAAGAGUAAAAGAUGCAUAACUCCAUCUCCGUCGAAUGAGAUCGAUCAGAUUAAUGAGCUUUUAAUGGAUAUACUGGAAGAGAUAGAAGCGGAGAAUAUUUCCCUAAACCGCUGCCUGGCAGACCUUGUAACGGAAAAGCUACUAACUUCGGAAAUGGCGAAAUCCGUCACCCCAACAUACAGAGAAAAUAGCGACUGUGUGGAGAAUGAUCUUUCGGAGGCAGACCGCGAAAGAGCAGUGGAGAAACUGCUGGACGUUUUAACGAACUUAGGGCUUAUUACUUUAACGAAAUGUCGGAAUUUAAUAUUAGGUCGACUCUGCCAGCUCUCCACCUACGAAGCGUUUGAAAACGCCCAGAAAGCCGCCGCGGCGCUUAAAGUGGACAAUGACGUCACCAAUGACGUAAGCAACUCAAUUUUCGUUGAAGCACCGUCAGCGGAAAAAUUGAAACCAACCGCAAGCGGUAGAAACCCAUCAAGUGAAGAUUCCGAACUUUCCGCCACCGAAUCCGACGAAGACUUUCACGGGUUACGUCACAAGUUAGGACGUCAUCCUAAUGACGUCACUGCUGAUGCGAUAAAAGAAGUAGACGAAGAGGGGCAAGAUGGCUCAGACCCGGUGGCACCUAGCUUGGAGAAAAAAGACGUAAAGUCUGUACUCCCCCUUCUUAUAGACAAUUCGGCGAUCGAACCGAAAAACGUGUGGUCGAUUUUAAGCUCGCAAUCAGAAACUGAACAAAAACAGAAACUUAAGUUUUACUUGCAUAAGUUGAAUGAUGAGAAGCUGAAAUCCCUUUUCCUCACCCCGGACCUUGUCUGGUUGGAAGAGCUAAUGGCGUCUGAUGACGUCCAAUCAGCCGCGCAUCUCCGGAGGCAGCAGGUGAAGAUUUCUCGCGCAUCUUCUGUGAGAAUACCUGUCGCCAAACCCGGAAGUACAGCUUCCGUUUCCCACGCUGUUAGUUUAAUUAACGAACGGUACGCCCCGGUGACGUCACAAACAGAGCGUUGUCAAGACAACAAAUUGAAACGAACUGCAUCGGCAAGAGUGCCGAACAAGAAGUACAAUGACGUCAGGUUGCCAUGGGAGACGACCGAAGAAGAGACGAGUGCGAUCCGGGAGCAAGGGAUGCCUAAUGCAAGCACAUCAUUGGAUGAAUGGUGCAGAGCUAACCAUCUUUGCGACCAAUCAGCAACGUCGUUGCGCUUGAACGGUUUCAAAGACCUUGAAGAGGUGUCACGCAUCAGUGAAGACGGCAUCGAAGACCUAAAAGGGUUGUCCUGGAUACAAAAAGCCAAACUCUGGGUCGCAGUUGAAAAUUUACGCCAUGUUGGAUUGCGCACGAGUUUAAAUUGUAACGAGACAAUAUACAUAAUGUAGACUGUGGGUAUAGUAGGUUGGGGUAAGAUGGUUUAUUGUCCUAUUUGGUAGUGGAUAAAAAAUAUUUACAGAAUAAAAUAUUUUUUACAGAGUAUAGACUCUCGUUUUUUUCGGCCACGCGAGGAUAAAGUUACAUUCAGAAUUAUAAAACUGUAUCCUUGCGAGUUUUAAAUGGGUAUCGUUAUAAGAUAAGUGUUAAAAACACGAAUAAGAAAUACGGGAUAGUAUGUGCUAAUGAUAUCCAUCUUACUUCACACUAAGUUCUGUUUCAAAACCUUUAAUUUGUUUGCAACAUUUACCAAUUUUAUUCUUGAGCCCAUACGAGUUUUAAGAGACAUUUUAUUUUAAACAAUUUAUCUUCGUACUUCUUUAAAACUGCCGCCUAACGUUUAAGCUGAAUAAAAACCCCACAAACAUUAGGUUAUAAAUGCACCUAAAAGUUUUAUUUGUAUAUUCUACAAUAAAUUUUAUUCCGAGUUGCUUUGUAAAUUAUUAUCUCUUUGUACAUUAGUAAGAUUAAUAUUUUUGUUUUUCCAUUUUUUUUCGGCCAUUUUGAAUUUUUUAGGCUAGAAUGAUGUAUAUUGUUUUUUUAAAGCUCUUGAAGUAUAUUACAGAGCAUUUUUGGAAGUGAAUUUUACGAAUGUUCCAAUUAAUGGUGGAAUUUUGAA